AUGAAUAAUUUAAGAGGAAAAUUUGAAAAAGAGAUAAAAAACUUUAAACGAACUGCAUUGCUUCGGGGGAGUCCGGCGUUUAAAAUUAGCGUAUGGUUUUCUGGUAUUGAUAAAUUGUUACCUAUUCGAUUUGCUCUGGGAUUCUUUUGGAUACUUAUUAGCGAAUACAACAACCCCAAAAGAAAUAAUUUCUUUUUUAAAAAAAAGGAGCCAGACAUGUUUACAGACGAUGAAAUACAGAACUGGAACAAACCGUAUUAUCAAAAAAAAUGA
This is a messenger RNA of Plasmodium vinckei vinckei, 273 nucleotides long. Its product is annotated as conserved Plasmodium protein, unknown function. The transcript has 2 exons. Lineage: Eukaryota; Apicomplexa; Aconoidasida; Haemosporida; Plasmodiidae. The record is from RefSeq and is a predicted model, not a curated record. The coding region runs from base 1 to 273 and encodes 90 amino acids.